AUGCAGCAGCAGCAGCAGCAGCAGCAGCAGCAGCAACAGCAACAGCAUCAGCAACACAAGCAGCAGGACGAACAGCAGCAGCAGCAGCAGCAGCAGGAACAGCAGCAACGGCAACAGCAGCAGCAGCAGCAGCAACAGCAGCAGCAGCAGAUGGCAUUAACAAUGAAGCUGCAGCGGCUCCCACUCUGUCUAUGUCCCCGGUACAUCAAGCCCUUGAAUGCGCUGCCUCUGAUCCCGCUGCGAAUUGUCUCCAUAGACUCUCCUUUAGGCGACUGCCCCUCUUUACGUUCUGCGCUAGCAGCAGCACUGCAAGAAGCAGCAGCAGCAGCAGCAGAAGACGAGCAGCCAGCAGCAGCAGCAGCAGCAGAAGCAGCAGCAGAGACUGCACUAGCUGCAGCAACUCACCGCUUGAGAAUUGUUUGUGUGAAGGGACAGGCUUUAGCAGACUUGCUGCUGUCUACCCCCCUAGACCCGCGCCCGUACAGAUACCUACCCCACCUGCCAGCAGCAGCAGCAGCAGCUUCUGCUGCUGCUGCUGCAGGAGCAGCAGAAAGUUCAGGGGCCGCAAGGGCGGCGUUAGAAGAGCUGAGGUUGGCUGCUGCUGCUGCUGAUUUGCAGCGCUCUGCUCGUGCAGCAGCAGCAGCAGCAGAAGAGUCCCCCUGGUCACUAGCUGCUGCUGCUGCUGCUGCUGCUGCACCCUCCCGUGCUGCAGCCUCCUCACUCUUGAGCCCUUCAGAAAUGCGUGAUGAAGGGCCCCACACCCAGCAGCAGCAGCAGCAGCAGCAACACCAGGAGCAGGAAGAGGAGAAGGCGUCGGUGGAACGGUGCAGCAUCAGCAGCAACAGCAGCAACAACAACAACAAUAGCAGCAGCAGCCCCAGCAGCUCUCUCCCUGAGGCGGCCCCAGCUGCUUCUUCCUCUGCCUAUUUAGCCUAUCACACACCUCAAUUAAACAAACCCUUGGGGGCCCUCAGGGGGCCCCCUGGAGCUGUCGCUGCACCUCUAGCUGACACAGAAGGGGGGCCCCCAACGAACAAUAAACAGCGGGGGCCCCCAGGGGCCCCUGGGGCCCCUCCUGAUACCCUGGGGGCCCCUGAUCAUACCGUAGGGGCCCCUCCUGAUACUCUGGGGGCCCCACAGUCCCCUGGAGGACUGAGAGGGGCCCCCGGAGCCCCCCAGAGGGCCCCCACAGUCCUUAAGGAGGGGGCCCCUGGGGCCUCCCAGGGGGGCCCCUCAGUUCUUAAGGAGGGGCCCCCUGGGGCCUCCCAGGGGGGCCCCUCAGUCCUUAAGGAGGGGCCCCCUGGGGCCCCUGGUAAUGGGGUGGGUGUUGAUGAAAGUGCUGCAGGGUUGUUGCCUCGGUCUGCUGCAACAGUUUCAGUGCUGCGUCUCCUUUAUCUACGGGGAGGCUGGGUAGCAGAGGCCCUUGCGCACGAAGCAGCAGCAGCAGCAACAGCAGCAGCAGCAAGCAAGCAAGCAGCGGUUGCUGACUGGGGAACAGCUGCAAGUGUAACUGAAGAAGGAGACAUCCCUCUGGCUUGUGCUGCUGCUGCUGCUGGCCUCCGCAGAAUUCUAAAGAGAGAGAAACGCCUCAUACUGUGGGAUCCCUUCUGCGGCGGAGGAUCGCUGCUGCUUGAAGCAGCUCUGCUGCUGGGGGGCCUCUCCCCCUCUUGCAGCCACAUCCCCUCUCCUCGUUCUAUCAUUCCUGCGCUGCACGUACACCCGGAGGACCAGCAGCAGCAGCAGCAGCAGCAGGGGCAGCGGGCUGCUGGGGGUGGUGCUGGGUCUGCUGUUGCUGCUGCUGCUGCUGCAAGUGCAGGUGCAUGUACACCUCGAAUAACUCUUGUAGGCACGGAUGAGAGGCCGCUGCUGCUGCAGGCAGCGAGGCAGCGCCUUCGUAAUUUUUUCUGCUUCUUCUACAACAACCAGCAGCCAAUGGACUUGGAGAUGCAGCAGCAGCUGCUCGAGCAGGAAGAGCAGCAGCAGCAGCAGCUGCAGCAGCAGCAGCAGAAACAGCAGCAGCAACAGCAGCAGCAAGGCCUUCCAAGGCCUCCGUUUGCUGCAGGUCUGCACUUGGCUUCGCCCUUUGACGUGUCUCCUUUCGUCUCUGGCAGCAUUAUCCUCACAAGGGUGCCGGGGCCCAGAGAAGCAAAGAUAGAGAAGGGGCUCCCAGCUCUUUGUUUAUUCAGUGAUUAG
This is a messenger RNA of Eimeria acervulina, 2193 nucleotides long. RefSeq lists its product as hypothetical. Lineage: Eukaryota; Apicomplexa; Conoidasida; Eucoccidiorida; Eimeriidae. The record is from RefSeq and is a predicted model, not a curated record. Gene Ontology annotation, cellular component: cell septum; cytoplasm. Bases 1 to 2193 code for a protein of 730 amino acids. The transcript has 5 exons. Gene Ontology annotation, biological process: positive regulation of G2/M transition of mitotic cell cycle; establishment of cell polarity.